Molecule: messenger RNA, 3607 nt
Organism: Stegostoma tigrinum
Lineage: Eukaryota; Metazoa; Chordata; Chondrichthyes; Orectolobiformes; Stegostomatidae
Gene: supt4h1
Product: SPT4 homolog, DSIF elongation factor subunit
Exons: 5
Coding region: 36-392 (118 amino acids)
Biological process (GO): positive regulation of DNA-templated transcription, elongation; chromatin organization; regulation of transcription elongation by RNA polymerase II
Cellular component (GO): DSIF complex; nucleus
Molecular function (GO): RNA polymerase II complex binding; zinc ion binding
Source: RefSeq, a predicted model, not a curated record
AGUUUUCUGCAGGAGGCUUAAUUUUCGCAUUAGUGAUGGCAGCGUUAGAGACAGUGCCUAAAGAUUUACGGCAUUUACGGGCUUGUCUCUUGUGUUCGUUGGUUAAAACUAUCGAUCAAUUUGAGUAUGAUGGUUGCGAUAACUGUGAUUCCUACCUGCAAAUGAAGGGGAAUCGAGAGAUGGUGUAUGACUGCACCAGUUCUUCUUUUGAUGGGAUUAUUGCAAUGAUGAGUCCUGAAGACAGUUGGGUCUCCAAAUGGCAGCGGAUAAGUAACUUCAAGCCAGGGAUAUAUGCAGUAUCGGUGACAGGACGGUUACCUCAGGGUAUUGUACGGGAACUGAAGAGUCGAGGUGUGAUCUACAAAUCAAGAGACACUGCUAUCAAAUCCUAAUGGAUCCGUUUUGCCAAUAAAAUUAUUACUAAUGAUUCUUUCCAACUAGGUUUCAUGUUUACCUACUUGUAACUAGAAGUUUCUGUCAUGUUCUUACAGCCGAUGUAUUGCAAUAUGUUUAUGUAUCAGUGAACUGCUUUUGCAUUCGCCAAGAAAAAUUGAUUACGACAGUUGGUAAUUUUUAAUCAAAUUUGACUGUCUAGUGCUGAUUGCAGUGAAGUUCUAAUAUGUACAAAGGAAGCAUCAACAGUGCUUGGGUAUCUAAAAUCCCAAAACUACUUUUGAAGAAGAAUUGGGAGAAGAGAAAAGUUGAAAAUGGAUUUCAUUAGUAUUUAUUGAAGAAUUGAGAAAUGGUAGAACUGGCAAGAUGCUCUUUAAAUUUCAAAGGUUUGUAGUCUUACUUUCAUGUUACAUGUGCAGCAAUGCAUUUGAGAGUAUUACAAUGAGGAGGAAAAUUGACUAAUUAAACAACCUUAAAUAUUCAAUUUGAGUCUCAGCAAUAAUUCACUUGGUAGCCCCCUCACCUGUAAUGGCUUGAGCACAAAAUCAAGGCUGACACUAGUGAAAUACUGCCGGAGUGAGAUAUUAAACAUGUCUUCAUGCUUGAGUGGUUGUGAAAAAUCCCGUGGCAUUACUUUUGAAUUGUGGAGGAGUUAUUCCUGUUGUCAAGAUGAAUGUUUAUCUGUAAAUUAAAACCAAAAACAGUUUAUUUGGUCAUUACCAUAUUGCUGUAUACGAGAAUUUGCUAUAGACAAAUUGGCUACUGGAUUCCUAGAUUACAGCAAUGUCUACAUGUGAGGAGCACUUUUGGGCUAUGGUUGUGAAGAUGGCUGUGUAAAAUGCAAGUCUUUUCUUCUCUUUAAGUAGCACAUUUUAAAGUGGUGUAACCUUUUCAGUUCCCUUCAGAGCACUGUUUGAGCAAAAAAAUUAACAAAGCUGCAUAGAUAUUUUGAUUAGAAAGAUAUAUAUUUUUUAAAGCCUCUUUAAGAGAGGCCUGAGGCUGAGUUUUCAAGAAAAUUUCAGAUUUAGAGCCUGGGCAACUAAAGGCAUGGCUGUCAGUGGCAGAACGUUUAAGUUGUGGGGUCCUGGAGACUAGAAAUGGAUGAGUGCGGUUUGUAGGUUGGAGGUUGUAGGAUUGGAAAACAUUACAGCAUAAGGAGAAAUUGAAUGAAGUUUUCUUAAACAAGUAGUUUGUCGGUAGGUGUUGGGUUGAGUGAAUGAAAUCAAAUGAGGACAUGGGUAACAGAAUUUUGGGUCUCCUAAUGUUUUGUUUCACAGCACAUCAGCACAAAAGUUUGCAUCAUAUCAAUUCAUAUUGUUCUCAUUUGCACAGUGUAUAUUUACUUGCCUUGUCUUUGUUUGCUGAUUAACUUUUUAAGAUCAGCAGGGUCUUGUGAUAUCAUAACUAAAGUGUUUAUUUUAAUCUGUAUCUGUAUACUUGAAUUUUACAUUAGAAUCAGGUCAGAGCACAUGCUGACAACUUGUGUUUGACAAAGAGACUUCAAGGUUUAAUGUGGUGCCUGUAUUUUCAGUACUGGAUGCAUCUUUUGGAAUCCACAAUGAUACCUGUGUUUUGCUGCUGCUUCAGUUUGCAUAGGUCAUUAGUGUAAAUAUUGGAUUAUAUGCUACAAGUAUGCAGAACUCCAGAUUGUGAUGUCAGACUGUUUGCUUUUACUUCACUGUUACACACUCAGGUCUGGAAAUACUCAUUAGGUUUGCCAGCAUUUCUCUCGAGAGAAACAGCAUUAAUUUCAGUUCUGUCCUUUCAUCAGAACUGGGCAAAAUUCACAAAUGUAAUUGAAAAGGAUGGUCAAACAACAAAGAACAACUCUAAUUGCAUGGAAAGCAAGAGAAAGUGAAUGGCUAUAUGGUCCAAGGUCAGUGGAGUGGAAUAGAACAUGAAGAAAUUCACCUUGGGGAGGUGUGAAUGACAGGAUCUUGAACAGCUGCCAUCCUAAAGAAAAGGAGCAAAAAUAACUGGCAAAAGAAAAGGAAGCCAAACAUGGGCACAGGUUAUAGCCUCUAAAAUUGUUGAACCCCAGAUCAAGUGCAGUAGGUUCCAAAGUAACCUUCUGAACAUGAGUUUAGAAAUGUGCUUCAAUUUACCCUCUUGAAUUCACAAUUUGAGAUGUAGCAGUUAAAGGAUGCAAAGGCUCCCUUUUAAAAUAUUUUGCAGCCAAUGGAGUCCACCUGAAAUAUGGCCACUGUUUGAAAAUUGGAAAUUUACACAGCAAAGACCAACAAACAAUAUUGGGAUAAACAUUAAACGUAUCUUCUGAUCAUUUAAGCAAUGAAUAUUGACUAUAAUGCCAAGAAAAGUUAGAAAUUGUUCUUCCAGUGUUGUGAUUUUUCAUAUUUGCAAGAACAAAAGUUUUGACUUGAUAUCACUUCUGAAAGAAGGCAGCUCCUAUACAAACAAUUUGAUUAUUACUUCAGAAUUUCAGGUGAGAUUAUGCAUUUUACUGGAGUACAGUUUUACUUGUAACCUUCCUUCUCAGGAGAGUGCUACUUUUCCUGUCCUUUCUAAUCUGCAUAGAAAACGAGGUUAGAUGACUUAGUGGUGUCUUCAUAGGAUUAUAAUAAUUAUUGCUCAAAUUAGAAAAGCUCAGCUCUUACUCGAGCAAAAUCACACCAAUUGUACUAUCUCUGAUUAGCCACUGUGGGGUAGUAGUGGUGCUGACAAUCGCACAGCUGAGAUUGUCUUCCAAGAACUAUAAGCAUCUUCCUUUGAGUUGUGUAUGACUGCAGCCAGCAGAGAUGUUUUUCCUAAUUCUAACUAAUUUCAGUUUUACUAAAUGCAGCAGAAAGGAGGCCAUGUCACAUGCUGCCUUAAUGUCAAAGGAAGUCUGUCUCACCUCUCAUCUUUUGACUAUGUUUUGACCAAGACUGAGGCCUGGAUCCGAGUGACCAUAAACAUCAGUGAGCAGGCUGUGGCUGAGUAAGUGCCACCAUCAACAGUACUUGCUAUCAGUUUGAGAGUAGACCAUUGGGGUUGUGAUUGGCUGAUGGCAUUUGCUUUAUUUUUGUGGAAAUGACAUACUUGGGCAAUUUUCCUCAUUGUUAGUAAAAGCUAAUUUUGUAGCUGCAUAUAAUGUGUAGAUGACUGGCAAUGUUUGGAGCAGUUGUCUUUGGUAUUCAGCUGAAUAUUCUGUGCCAUUAGUCUUUGCUGUACAUAAUGCCUUCAAUGAUUUAUAAACCCAUAACGAUUUCUUGAA